UACGGGAGUCGGAUUUGGCAAAUCCGACUAGGGAAGGAAUGACAAUAAUUAUAAAGUGGUCUAAACACUUUAUUACUAAUACUGCAGAUAAGAGUAAUAGAGUAAGGGAAGGAAUGACAAUAAUUUUUUUCCCAUUCUCCUCAAUUCAACGUGAUCCUUUUAUUUAUACGCUAAAUGUGACUCUUUGAAAAGAGACAAUUUUUCAUUUCAAAACCAACUUUUGAGUUUUGAUCGCCACAAUGUCAUUCACUCGAGCAUUUUUUUUCGCACACCAUUUUUGCACAAUUAUUGAAAUCAAGACCUUUGAACUGCUCUGGCCAUUUUUCAAGCAGUUUGGAUUUUCCUCAAUUUCACACAAGCCAGAUUUCAGGAAACAAAUAUAAACAAAAACAAAUUUUUAUCAUCCCUUCACGGGUAAGCUCCUCCUCCCCUAUUCAGAUCCGCUUUUUCACUGACCCGCUUCUUCCCUCCCCGGAUCCAAAACAAGGUAAAUUACUCAGAGUGGGUGGCGCCCGGAGGGAGGGGUCGCUGCUGGGACGGAGUGCAGAAAGCAAUAAGCUGAGGUCCUCGCUGCUCGGACGGAGUGGGGAGGAGGCCGCCGAGAUGGUUGCUGAGCAAAAAUAUGAUUUGGAGGGCAAGGAAAGACGAAGAUCGAGGGACAGGUGCAGGGCCGGCCGGUGCUGAGCUUGUUGUCGCAGGUGACUGUCCGCCUGGACACAUACGUAACGGAAGCUUUACAGCUUAUUUUUUUCCCACACCGAAACGGAGAACUUAAAGUCUCGCCUGGCAUGCUUAUAAAUGAUGAUCCAAAUACAAAUGCUGGGUGAGGUUCAAAUUUGACUGAGGGUAAUGUGGAAUGUGAUGCAAGCAUAAUGGAUGGUGAUUCUGGAGCAUUUGGUGCUGUAGGGGCAGUGCCAGUUAAUUAUUGGCAGGUGUUAGAAAUGCCAUCCAGAUUGCUGCAUUAUUUAUUAGCCAAGGACCAGCUUUCCGGUUCAACACUGCUGGGUCGGAUAUCCCCCAUGUUUUUGGUUGGUGAAGGUGCACGAGCAUGGGCAAAAUCUAAAGGUGUUGUUCUACCAGGAACAAUAAAAGAAGCUGACAAGGUCUGAUUGGAUGAUAUGCCAUGAAUGACAGGCUGUUUAGGGUUCUACCUCCCGAAGCAUUCUCUUAUCAGUGUGGUUUAGACACGAGAAAAAGGUCCAGGGGAAAGUGAGGCCACCAGUGGAUGGUGGAGGGCAUUCCCUGGGUGGGGGGUAGGAGGACGUGCCCAUCUUCUAAUGUAGCCGCAGGCCCGCAGCACUCGGAUCUUGCCUAGGAACGGAAGGACCAAUGAUGACACUCACUCCGCCAUCUAAGGGUCUUAUGAUACUCAGCAAAAGGAAAUCCUGGCAGAUAGAUGGCCAUGAAGGAGCGAUGUGCCCUGGAGAAUUACUAAAGCUUUUCUGUGAAUGGCGGUUAAAUUAAAAGGAAGGAGAAGCACCUCCCGGACUCCCUUUGAGAGGUGCUGGUCAGGAUUCUGACGCACAGCCAAAGGUUUCUAAUGGCGAUCUUCCUAAUCCGUGUGGUGCACUAUUUGAUUAACUCUGGGAGGUAACGAAGCAGAGAAUACGGAAAGCAUCCAUAUGUGGGGAACUGCCUGGGCUGGGACUUGUGGUCUGUAUUGUUGUUGAGGUAAAUUAGCAUCUCACUCAUGCAAUAGGCACUUAUAAGAAAGCAAGAAGAAAAAAGGGGUGAACAAGAAAAGACAGUUGAAGGUAAGACAAGUGGCAACAACUUAUAUUCCAUGGUCACCGAAUUGUAGAUGGACUAGAUGCCAUAACCUGUAUAAGUAGAAAAUGGGAGCAGAGGGGUUGAACAAGGAAGAGAGGAAGAAGACGGAACCAGAAGAAGAUGAAGGGGUUGCUCUCUCUAUGUAUUGCAUUUGAUCAUACCUUGGUUCUCUGGAUUACUCCAUUUCAUAGUUCACAUGUGUUACGAUGGUUUGAUAAUAAAUGAGAAAAAGAUGGAAGAGGAAGAUGGAAGACAAAGAGGGAGAAGAGGGAAGGGGAUUACUCCAUUAAAAACCAUUGCUUGUAUGCAAUUUGAGUUUGUGUGGGCCAGAUCCUGGGGUGAAGGGAGCAGGGGGGCAGUCCACGGGGAAAUGGGGGCAGUUCCUGGGGAAAGUGGAGGGGAGAGCAGGCCCUGGGGAAAGUGCGGCAAACCAGUGGAUAGUGGAGGGCAUCCCAUGGGCGGGGCGGGGGGCAUGCCUAGUUUCUGAUGCAGCUGCAACACUCGGAACAUGGCUAAGAAUGGAAGGACUAAAAAUAAAAGAAAAGAACUUGUUAGGAGAAGAUAUAAAGCAGAAGAAGAAAAUAAGAGAUAAAGGUAUCAAUUUUUUUAAUGAAAAGAUAGAAUUAGAGCAAGAACAAACAGACAACACCGAAAAAUAUAGAAAAUUAGAAAGAAUGAAAAAUUGAAUUAAACAAGAGGAUGAAGACAGAAAGAAGAAACGUGCGCCAUUCAAAAAUAAGUUGAGAAGCAUUUCCCAGCACAGGCGUGACAAGCGUGCGUCUCAGCUCUUCUUGCGCUUGAGGAAUUAUAAGGUGCUACGCAUGUUUAGCGCCAUUCAAAUAAUAGGUCAAAACAACUUAAACCCAUGUUAAACCCUUCUAAGUCACGGUAAAAGCCUUCUAUCGCGCGUCUUCAUCAUUACUCUCCUAUGCUCUACUCGUGCAACCUGUUCAGCGCUGCAACCACAUCCAACGAAUCAACGAUCAACCCAUUGAAGCUAGCAACUCUUAAGGUUUCUUCUUCCUCAUCAUCUUCCCAUGUUCUUUCUUCUUUCUUUUUCAGAUUGUAGUCAACUCUUAAGGUUUCUUCUUCCUCAUCAUCUUCCCAUGUUCUUUCUUCUUUCUUUUUCAGAUUGUAGUUUUCAUUUAUUUUACCAUCUUCUUGUUGAUCCUUUCUUUUUAUUCUUUCAGUCUAUCUUCUCUCUUUACUUUUACCACUUGCAGUCAUCUAUGCGUACUUUAUAGUUCUCUUUAAACACUUUAUGGUUCUCUUUGCUUCAUCUUAUUAUACAGUCUAUAACUUUAUAUCUUCUUAUCAUCAUUUCAUUUUUUAAUUGUAUAAAACUUCAUGUAAUCUAACUCGGUUAAUAGUUUAACACACUACAAUUUAUGCUACCCGUAGUCCUCAUUUUGCAAAAUCAGCCAAAACAGACCCUGCUCGGUGUUUUGUUUAUGUGAACCAUCCAACCAUGACUUUUUUCUGUGGAUUGUUACUUUGUUAUUGAGAAACAUGACUUUUUAAUGCAUUUAGUUCGAUAUGAUGUUGAAUAUGUCAUUUUUGAUCACUCUAGAAUAGUAUACAUAAUAUUUUCUAAAUAGUGAGCUUGACAUGAGUUAGACAAGUGUUUUUUUGCGCCUUGGGCCUCAAAAGUACUCUAGCGCGUUUUUGACUACCUCGGGGCGGACAGAGUAUGGGAAAAGGGCGAAGCAAGAAAAAAGGAGUAGAAAGGGGAAGAAGAAGGGAGGAAAGGGAGUAUGGGAAAGGGGAAGAAAGGAAAAAUGAGUAGACAGGGGAAGACAAAGGGGGGAAAAGGAAGAAAGCUUAUUAAGUAAUUAUAUUAUUAGGUCUGAUUGGAUGAUAUGUCAUGAAUGACAGGCUGUUUAGGGUUCUACCUCCGAAGCAUUCCCUUAUCAGUGUGGUUUAGACACGAGAAAAAGGUAUUGAUUCAUCUUUUGGAUCAAGUAAGAGAUGUGCUUGCAAGAACUGGUCCAAUUUUGUUAGGCCCAGGGGAAAGUGGGGCCACCAGUGGAUGGUGUAGGGCAUUCCCUGGGUGGGGGGUAGGAGGACAUGCCCAUCUUCGAAUGUAGCCGCAGGCCCGCAGCACUCAAUCUUGCCUAGGAACGGAAGGACCAAUGAUGACAAUCACUCCGCCAUCUAAGGGUCGAUUCCCUUUAAGACAUGUCCAUCUGUAAUGUUUGGUUAUGAUAUGCUUAGAAGGAAGUUGAAAGGGGAGGGAUUAGGAGAAAGGGGGGAGCAAGGAAAAAGGAGCAGAAAGGGGAAGAAGAAGUGGGGAGAGGUGAAGAAAGGAAAUAUGAGUAGAUAAGGGAAGAAGAAGGGGGCAGGGAAGAUAGAUCAAAUUAAAGUUAUAGUGAAGGAAGCAGAUAUGAGGAUUAUACAUAUAUACUUUUAAAAUCUAGUAGAUAUCAAUAAAUUUUGUUGAUCUUUGUGCACCGGCCCAGUUGAUCUCCGAUCGCUGAAUAAAAGGAAAUAGCAGCUUCUUCAUUGGGUAGUUAUCUAUAAUAUAGAGCCUGUUUGCUUAGGGUUAUCCUCUGAAUUUUCUGUAAGAAAAAAGUGUCUGGCAAAACAACACCUUCGAGAAACAAACAGAGCCUAAUUUUUAUCCAUGUUUCACCACACAGAAUUCAUUAUCUGCUUGAAUUCAAUUUUUCAUCCAAAUCUAGAAUUACAUGUGAUGGAUAGUCUACCCGGGGUAUAUAUCCGAAGGGUUACUACGGGGAGUAACUUAGAGAGAAGUCAGAGCAAGUAAGUAAGAGAGAGAGUGUAUAUUCGGUAUGUAUUAAGCGUUUUCAGCGUGGUUACAAAUGGGGAAAUGUGGUGCUAUUUAUAGUAGCAAUAAAUGCCGGGCAGGGACACGUGUCAAGCGCUCAUUGGCCGAGGGGUCACCUCAACUGGUUGGCGCUGGCAGCCGCAUGUGGCCGCAUUUAAUGCGGCUGUUGGAUGGGACGUCUGUGCAGAGUACGGUGAUCUGUACGCAUGUGAGGCGGAUAUCUUGUCGAGCGAGAUGCCUUCGGCUAUAGAGCAGUAGCCGAGGGCUCUUCCUCCCGAUGGCACCCCUGGUGCCGAGGGCUCACAGUGCCGAGGGCUACUGUUUUAGUCGUUUUCUCCCGAUUUCUUAGUUUGCUUGAGAAAACCCGUUCUGUGAGAAUUUGGAGCCUUCGGCCAGGGGGCCGAAGGCACCCCUGCGCGUUGUGCAGACUGCUUGGUACUCCGGGCGCUGUGAAUUGGGCCUUCUGGGCCUGUUGGGCCUUUGCUGGAGUAGUGGGAGUCUGUGGGUCGGGGGUUCCCCGGGCCAUAUACUCCAUCAGGAGUCCCUCACUCCUUUUGCCGAAAGGUACUUGAGGGAAAAGGAGUAAUUUGUGCUCGCCCCUUGAUGUUAUCCCGUUGUGAUCUCUGAAGUUGGUGAGGAGUUGUUGCUUUUAUGUCCCUGGCGAAGGCAGUCCCUCAGUUACCCACAUGUCGGGACUUGAGGGCUUGCUUUGUUGUUUGUUGGAAUUUCACAGAUUUUGUAAUUUAAUGAUUUUCCUGAAGGGGUCCUCCAGUCCCCCACUCCUUGAGGCACUUGUAAAGUGGUGAAAAGGAGUGAAGUAGUUAUGUUGCUGUUGUGGGCCGAAGGCUGACGCUCUUCGUUUCAUUUUGGGGGAUGCCUCGUUAAAAACCUCAUUAGGAAAAACCCUUUGGGAAAAAUAUUAAUGAGGGAAAAAGAGUGCACCGAAUUCCCCCAAUGAUGAAGCGAAAAUGUCAAACCUUGGCAAAAAUGGAGAAUGGCGGGAAUGCCGAAGGCUCUCUCUUCUGAGGGCUCCUGUGUUGAUUAGCCGAAGGCUUGCUGUUGAUGUCCUGGUGGUGCUGAAGGGGAGCCCCUCAAUCCAGGGACCGAGGGCCUGCCAGAUGAGGGCAGCAGUGAAGUUGUUACCGGGGGGCCCACUGUUUGUUGAUGAGUUGGUGAUGAAGAUACCCGAGGGCUCCCAUUACCUGUGUGCCAUGGGCCAUCCGUCAAUGAGGCACUCCCCGGGGGCUACCCGGUUUUGUAGUGCUGAGGGGGAAGCCCCGAGGUGUGCCCUGAUAUGCAGCCCUAGGAUCUGAAGGGGUGAUCCCGAAGGCUUAUGUAAUGUGCUGUGUGGGGCACAACCCGGGGGCACUUCUGGGUGAGUGCACCCGGAGGCUAUCUUUGAUGGAGUGGAGUGAAGUACAAAACCCGGGGGCUUCCAAAAUAUAGUCGUUGGAAAUAUGGCCGUUGGAAUAUGUAACGACAGGAUAUAGCCGUUGGGGGGGGGGGGUGGCACACGUGGCGUGUGAAGGCUGGUUGUCCGUGGGCGGCGUCACCGGUUGGGUGAAACGGCGGUGUGUAAUGAUGGCGUCCAUCCGGAGGCCCGGAAUCCAGGCCCAAGCCCGGAUUCAUCGCCUAUAAAUACCUCAAGGCCAGGCGUUCCUCCGUGUGCGAUAAACUUGUUAGCGAAGCUCUGUCAAUUUUUCUAGAGAGAGAAAGUUCAGCCUUCGGUCAAAACUCAGCUUCCGAGGUCAGUGCUCCCUGCCUUUCUCCUUCUAACAUAGCUGUACUGUGCCCUUAGUUUAGGAGAUAGAAUUCACUAGGAACCUUAGUUCCCCCGAACCCUCGAGCUAGAGUGUAGAAUGUCGUCCCAGAGUGACUCUCAGGACAUCUCGAGGACGCCCUCGAUGGAGGACGAAGGCAUCUCCGACGUGGAGUCCAGCAGCAGUCAGCCCUCGGAUGGUGGUGAUGUAGCCCUCGCCACUGAGGUGCAGAAGGAUCUGACGGCCGAGGCCGAGGCGGAGGAAUUCGAGCGGACCGCGGAAGAUGAGGAGUUAGUCCUCGCCGUCCAGGUUGCUGAGGAGGAAGAAGAAAAGGAGAGGGCGAAGGUCACUGUGGCCGUCCUUCCCCCUCGGGGUGCUGGUGAGGCCGGUACCUCCCGGCCGUUGAACGCAGUUCCCCUCCGGGUGGCCCCCGGGAUGAAGAAGAGAAAGACGAAGGCCGCCCCUCAGAAGAAAACAAAGACCGUCGAUCAGGGGGGGCCAGUUGAUCUACCGGAGGGUUAUUCCUUCCUGGACACCGCCGCUCUGGAGAUCAAGUCCCAAGCUGACAGGGCGGACAUCUAUAUCACCCAAUUGCAUGUAGGGCCCUCAGCCGUGGUAGUCGAGCCAGGUCCCGAUGACGUGCUGUCGCGGCCCCCCGAGGGAUGUAUAGCCGUGCACGUGCUUUCGGUCUCAAUGGGCCUCCGGUUCCCUCUCCAUCCGUUCCUCCGGGAGUACCUGAGGUACACCGGCCUGGCCCCCUGCCAAUUGACUCCCAACAGCCACUCGUACAUAACGGGGUUUGUGAACCUGUGCAAACUCCGGAAGGUUACACCGAGCCUGGAGUUAUUCUUCCAAAGCUUCAACCUAUGCCGGGGGGGACAUACAAAUGCUGAGGGCUAUGCGAACUUACAACAGAUAGCCCAGUUCAAGCUGUUCACUGAGGCCCCCUCUUCCAACAAGGGGUGGAGAGAGCGAUGGUGCUUCAUCAGACUGGCCGACAGCCCGUUCCCGAGGGAGUUGCGGAAUUGCUUUCGGCGCCAUGUGAAGGCCAAGAGUGCCGCCCUCGAGAAGGAUGGCCUGAAGAUUGCAAAGAUUCCCGAGGGUCGGGAAAAGAACGUAACCAUCAAGGAGUGCACCCUCGAGGAGGACCUGUAUACCCUCGGAUUCCUGAUGUAUCGGUUCAUUGGGGAGACCGAUGAGAAAUAUCCCCUCUACGAUAAAGCCUUCGUGGGAGCAGGAGGUAGUGGCCGGGGGCUUUACAUUUUCGUACUUAGAGAUUUUUUUGUUAUGUUUGUUGUCAUGUGUUUGACCCCUCGGUUCUAACCUUUCAACUUGUUGCUGUCGUUCUUUGCAGGUAGCAGGAUGAAUGCCAACGCCUUGUUCGCGAAGAGGAAGGGCAAGACCCAGCAAAAGGAGAAGGGGCCCUCGGGCCAGAAGCCAGUUGACGCGCUUUUCCCGAAGGCCAUAGAGCCUUCCGCCGGGAACGCCCAUGCUGUUGUGGGGACCGGGGGGUCGAAGGCCGAGGCGGCCGCUAAGAAGAAGAGGAGCGACAAGGGGGUGGAGCCCCCUACCAAGAAGCAGAAAGGCGCCGGGGGUGCUGUCGGGGGGGCGGCCCCCCUCAUAGUUAUUGAUGACAUGCCAGCUGCUGGUGAGCCUCUGGCCUCGGUCCCCCCGAAGGAUCCGGUAAAUCCCCCCCGGGCGGAAUCACCCCGGGAGAUCCGUCAGCUCUCCUUUGCCCCCGACGCGUAGUUGAUGCACGGCACUGCCGAGCCGAAGGCCUUCCUGCGGGGCAUCACCUCGAAGAUGGACAGGGAAGUCUUCGAGACCUACGAUGACGAUGCCCUCGAGAACAGGAUCCUCCGGUCCUCGCUCACUGCCUGCAUAGCCCUCGGGGAACAGGCCCGGAGGCGUGAGGAAAGGCGUCUCCACGAGGCUGCCCAGGAUAAGAAGGUGGAGGGGCUGAUCCGUAAGAACUCUGAGGCAGUGAAGCAUGCUGCCCAGCUGGAGGAGGCCCUUCGGGAGGCGAAGGCGGCGGCGGAGAAGGCCAAGGCUGAUGGAAUAGCCAAAGGCAAGGCAGAGGCCGAGAGGGCCGCUGCCGAGGCGGCGAAGAAAGCCGCCGAUGAAGCCCAAACUGCUAAGGAGAGAGCUGCGGCCGAGGCCCGAGGGGAGGCAGUUGCGGAGUUCCUUGCUGAGGGCUGGAGGGCCGAGGGCCACAAGGAGUGGGUUGCCUCCGUGGUGGCAGCCUCGGUGGAUGCUUGGGUUGAAGUCCCCGGGGUAGACUGGCUGACCGAUAGGGGCGACGCCUACUAUCAGGGGGGUGAGUUCUUUACCCAGCACCUGAUAUACCGGAGGCUCGCCAGGCACUUCGGCGUAUCCCUCGAACAAUUUGACCCCUCGGUAUAUGGCCUCCCUCCGUUGCAACCAGAUGUUAGAGUUCCCCUCCCCCCGGGUGAAGAGCGGCCAACAAUCUAUGAUUCUGUGAUGAUGGGGGGUGACGGGGUUGGAGCCAUCGGGGGUGAUGCUGCCGGAGAAGAAGUCUCCUCCAAGGCUGUCGGGGAAGAUGCCCCCGGUGACAACGAGGCUGAAGCCGUCGAGAAGAUUAUCACUUAGUCAAAUCUUUUCUUUUUAAAAAAACCUUGUAAUGAAAUUUUUGUUGCCCCUCGGCCUUGGCCACACUCUGUAAUGAUCAUAUUGACUAUUUUUGUGUUGUAAUUGAAUGAUUGCCUUCGGGCUUGGUGUAUAUGAUAUGCUUCCUUCUGAUC
Molecule: messenger RNA, 9080 nt
Organism: Cuscuta europaea
Lineage: Eukaryota; Viridiplantae; Streptophyta; Magnoliopsida; Solanales; Convolvulaceae
Source: the annotation of a GenBank genome assembly